Molecule: messenger RNA, 1424 nt
Organism: Anopheles stephensi (Asian malaria mosquito)
Lineage: Eukaryota; Metazoa; Arthropoda; Insecta; Diptera; Culicidae
Gene: Dnali1
Product: putative inner dynein arm light chain, axonemal
Exons: 2
Coding region: 501-1256 (251 amino acids)
Cellular component (GO): axoneme; filopodium
Molecular function (GO): dynein heavy chain binding
Source: RefSeq, a predicted model, not a curated record
AUUUUCGAACUGUCAAAUCUUUGUUUGGGACUCUAUUUUACCUUUUUACCUACUUUUCUAGGGGUAAAAUUAAGUCACAGAAAGUCAGAAAUGGCAGGCCGAGACCUCUCGAGGUUGUAGUGCCACAGAAGAAGAAGAAGUACAACUUUCCCUUUAAAAUUACUUUGGAAAAUAGCUAACAGAUAAACAAACGAUACUGCGUGCGUUGCGGUGCUCGACGUGCUGAUACAACUUGUUGAAGUUGUUGAUUUCGGUUGAUCGUAGCAACCUGCUGGUUCUUACCAGCACUCCGCGGGUAGUUCAUGUUGGUUGCUAUGGUAGAAAAACGUGACUGUUUGGUUGCUUCACAAUCCGUCACUGACAACUCACGGGAUUGGCAAAGGAUUGUCCUCAAUUUAGGUGAAUCUAGCGGCAGCUCGGGUGUUAACCAGCGGUCAUCGACUGGACGACGAAGAGCGGACCCUUCAGUGGCGGUUUAAAGUUUGCAAGGGUUGCCAACGAUGGGCGAUCGAAAUCUGGAACUACAAACCACCCUAGUGCGCUACAAUAACCCGGUUCUGGUGGUGAAGCAUGUGGAAAAACGAGAACCAUCGAGCGAUGUCGCACCAGCGAAAGAGCAAACCGGUCGUCCCGGGUCGGGCGGUGCCGUCGUAGUCGAUAGUCCACGCGAAACGGAGGAAAUCCUGAACUGCAUCCUACCACCGAAAACAUGGGAAGAGGAUGGCCAGCUUUGGACGCAAACCGUCUCGAGCACACCGGCCACCCGUCAGGAUGUGAUCAAUUUGCAGGAAAUGUUGGACACACGCUUGCAGCAAACACAGGCACGCGAAACGGGCAUAUGUCCGGUACGGCGGGAACUGUACACCCAGUGCUUCGACGAGUUGAUCCGCCAGGUUACGAUCAAUUGUACCGAGAGGGGCCUGUUGCUGUUGCGUGUUCGGGACGAGAUUGCCAUGUCGCUGGAAGCGUACGAAACGCUCUACUGCAGCUCGGUGUCCUUUGGCAUCCGGAAGGCGUUGCAGGCGCAGGAGGGUAAGGAGAAGCUGCAGGAACAGAUACAGCAGGUGGAGCACGAGAAGGAGCUGCUGCUGAACUCGAUCAGCGACAUGAAGAUAAAGGCGGAUCAGGCCGAACGCAGGAAUGCGGAGCUGCGUGCGUCCGAGGAGAAGAAACAUUCGGAGGAGAUUGCCUUCCUGAAGAAGACCAACGCACAACUUAAGGCCCAACUGGAAGGAAUUAUUGCACCGAAGAAGUGAACCCGGGGAGUGUCCGCAACAGUAGCAGCAGGUGCAUCGUGUGGACCAACCGACCAACCGAUAACCGUUUCCUUUUUACGUUUGUUUUUCGAACCCCCGAUAUAUGUUAUAUACUGUAGCUAAAUUUUUGCGCCUGUACAACUAAUACAACACACACUUUAACAAAUC